AUGAACCUCGCCUUCGUUCUUGAGCUUGAGCUUGCUACACCUCUGGACAAAACAUUCAGGCCAACACCACAGUCGCUUCGCACCAUGGCUGCAACUCGAGAGCUCGAGAUGAGCGACCACUAUCCCAUCGAGCUGCGCUACAUCAAAGCGCUGUUCGUUCAACGCCAGUACCGAAAAUGCAUUCAAGCAUGUCGCGACGUCACCAAGCUCGCCGACUCGCGACAACACGAGCCAGCACUGCAGAAGACAUUCAUUAGCCUCUACGCAGGACUCGCUCACGAUGAGGUCGCCCGCUCUAUGCACCAGAACUCCAUCACGAAGCUGCCCUGCUACGAGUCGGCCGAGCAGCUCUUUAUGCAAGCGCUAGAUGCUCUGCCGUCCUACGAAGAUGCAAGACAUCAGUGCAGCCAGACUCCCCCUUCCGAUCCAGAACCCGUGCCCGACACAGCCAGCGCAACUGAGCCAUACCGCUCGCCCAGCAUCGACGAGCCUUCGUUCGGCGACCUCAACAGACUGUCUCGUGCGAGCUCCUCGGUCCUCUCCUCGCCACCAAUCUUUCAUCGACACAGUCAACAAAGCCUAUCUGUGCGAUCAUCCUUCUUCUCGCCCGGAGCCAGCACUUCAGAUACGGACGAUCUCGAGAGCCAUGACAGCUUCUCGGAGCUCCUGACACCUACAAGACUACUCAAUCGCGACUUCUCCCGCAUAUCCCUUCUCGACAUCGCGAACUCAUCCUUGCCGCGAGCCACGUCGAGGAUGUCAUUGAUAGAGCCGCCGAAGACACCCCAACGAAAGAAGUCACUAUCACAAGGACUCAUGCGUCCCAUCCGACCUGGAUCACCGGCCAAGCAGUUCCACAUACCACCAACACUCCCAUACUCUGGCGCUCCUCAGCGCAUGCCGUCCAGGCUGCCACAACUCGCGACUCGAACCAAGACUGAGACUCGUCUCGAGAUUGCCCGCGUUGAUUCUGCUAUGGGCGAGUCCUCUUUUGUCACCUGCCCAGAACCGGUAUCACCCAUGUCUCAGACAGGCUCCGAUGUCAACCUCUCGGAUGCCUCGACGGUAUCAGCAUUGUCGCCACCACUGACGCCAACUCACCCAGCUCGGAGCAGCUCCGUGACGACUCUAGGUCCAAGCGAGCCGCCGCUGCUCGAUGAAAGCAAGUUUCUACGCUUCACCGAUCAUCUCCGUGCAAUGCGCACGCAGCUGGAGAGCCACAUCGUAAUGGUGCAGCAAGCACAGGAUAAAUUACGUCAAGUGCAAACGGAGAGGAGAGCUCAGCGUGCAACACAGCCCGCAAGAUCCAAGAACACCGCUAGGGACUACUUCAGCAGUCCCGCCCAGCUAAGCCCCAAGGACAAUUCGGUAGUGCGACUCCAGCAGGCGCGUAGCUUCUGGUCCUUCAUACCCGAGGACAUCAAGGCGGACGAGAAGAAGAGGCGGAUUCAAGCGGGUAGGGAUAGAGGGUGGAAGAAGGAGCGUUUCCAGCCGGGACGUUAUCGAGACUUGUGUGAGAAAGCUCUCGCGGAGCUCUGA
Molecule: messenger RNA, 1539 nt
Organism: Fulvia fulva
Lineage: Eukaryota; Fungi; Ascomycota; Dothideomycetes; Mycosphaerellales; Mycosphaerellaceae
Exons: 1
Coding region: 1-1539 (512 amino acids)
Source: RefSeq, a predicted model, not a curated record